GUAAAAUAGACAAUUGAAGCAAUAAUAACAAUACCCCAAAGUAAAAAUAGAAGUAUAUUUAAAAAAAAAAUCAGAUCCUCAAGCUUUAUUCUUUACUUAAUGAUUUUAUACCAAAGGAUACUUUGCUAAAGAUAAUAUUAUAAUAUCCUCGGAUAGGUGUUGUAAAGUUAUAAAUCUUAAUAUAAGCUUGAAAAGAACAAUAGUUUUCAGUUUUAUAUAUUUAAAUUGGAAUUAUUCAAGAUAUUAUAAUAAUUAGGAUAAUUAUUAAAGGUUAAUGGAAACAAAAAUAGCAUUUUGUGGCCUCAAUUAGGAUAACUGAGAAAUGGAUUAUUCUCAAUUCUAUAAAAAAUCCCUUAUAAAGAUAAAAUUGGUUUUUAUUUAUUAUCAUAAGAACACUUCAAGUAUUAAAACAUGAACAUACUGAGUCUUAAACAUAUUUGCUAUAAAUAAUUAAUGUUCAUUACUAUAUUUAACUUAUUUAAUAAAUGGAAAUUUAAUUUGUUUACUAAUAUUUAGAAUUAUAUAAUAAUUUUAAUACUAAAUUCUCACAAUUAAUAUAAUUAAAUAAAAUCUUUCUUACAUGCAUAUUUAUUCUAAUUUCUGAUAUUCCAGAAUUCAAUUUAGAUAAACACGAAAAUUAGCUGCAUGUGA
This is a messenger RNA of Paramecium octaurelia, 651 nucleotides long. NCBI's taxonomy places the organism in Eukaryota, Ciliophora, Oligohymenophorea, Peniculida, Parameciidae. The record is from the annotation of a GenBank genome assembly.